UUGUGACUGAAACAAGUCACAAGCUGUAUUUCCAACUGUUGUGAAAUCUUCCAGGGUAAACUGUAGCUAAAUCAACCCAUCUUAUUGUCUCAGACAGAAAAAUGAAAACCUACCCGGCCAUUGGUUUCUUCCUGCUCUUGGUGAUCAGCUAUGGCUCUUCCGAGAACUCGAGCACGUCGCGCGGCUGCGGCCUGGACCUCCUCCCUCAGUACGUCUACCUGUGCGACCUGGAUGCCGUGUGGGGGAUCGUGCUGGAGGCGGUGGCGGGAGCCGGCGUGCUCACCACGCUGCUGCUCAUGCUGAUCCUGCUCGUGAGGCUGCCCUUCAUAAAGGACAAGGAGAAGAAGAGCCCGCUGGGGAUGCACUUCCUCUUUCUUCUGGGGACUCUAGGACUGUUUGGGCUGACRUUCGCGUUCAUCAUCCAAGAAGAUGAGACGGUGUGUUCAACCCGAAGGUUUCUGUGGGGAGUUACCUUUGCUUUGUGCUUCUCGUGUUUGCUAGCUCAAGCCUGGAGACUUCGUAGACUAGUUCGGCAUGGGAAAAGCCCAUCUGGCUGGCAUCUAGCUGGGAUGGCCAUCUGCCUGAUGCUCGUGCAAGUCAUUAUUGCAACGGAGUGGUUGAUACUGACAGUUGUGAGAGAUAACAAGCUGGCCUGCAACUACGAACCGAUGGAUUUUGCUAUGGCUUUGAUUUACGUUAUGUUCCUGAUGGUGUUCACCAUGGGGUUUUCUCUUUUCACUCUUUGUGGAAAGUUUAAAAAAUGGAAGAAAAAUGGAGUAUGCCUCAUCAUAACGCUCUUUUUCUCUAUUCUGAUUUGGGUAGCCUGGAUGACUAUGUACCUCUUUGGUAACGCUGAACUAAAGAGAAAAGACAAAUGGAGUGAUCCCACUCUUGCUAUUGCACUGGUGUCCAGUGGUUGGGUGUUUGUUAUUUUUCAUGCUAUACCAGAGGUCCACUGUACCAUCCUGCCAUCGCAACAGGAAAAUGCACCCAAUUAUUUUGAUACUUCACAGCCAAGGAUGCGUGAAACUGCUUUUGAGGAAGAUAUACAGCUUCCUCGGAGCUACAUGGAAAAUAAAGCAUUUUCAAUGGAUGAACACAAUGCAGCGCUAAGAACGGCAGGAUUUCGAAACGGCAGCUUGGGAAGUCGCCCCAGUGCUCCUUUUAGAAGCAAUGUUUAUCAGCCAACUGAGAUGGCAGUUGUGCUAAAUGGUGGGACUAUACCAACUGCUCCGCCAAGUUACACUGGACGACACCUCUGGUGAAAGGCUGUAGGCUCUAGAAAAAAAAGAAUCUUUGUUACAGAUUUUGUUYCCUGGCAGUGUGUCUUUGAGGGAGGAAUCCAUAACAGUUCCAGAACAAAGCAGCAAAACAUGCAGCUUUUGAAAUCCUACAGAGGAUUUUAUGUAAAUGUGCACAUCACUUUACUGAUAAGCUAAAUGCAAAAAAAAAAUUGUAAAACUGAGGCUGAAUUUAAUUUAAAAUAGAAGUAGACACACUAAAAUGGAAGAGGGGAUGUUGUAUUCUGAGAUGUAAGAUACACUCUGUCUGUAACUAGCGUGAGAGGCAAGCCUCCUCUUUUCUGUUGGUUGCCCGUUGCUUGCAAAACACCCUCCUCUCACCUAAAUUUAAUUGGUGUUGUCACAAGAGAUUGCCACUACAAUGUGAAAACAUGCAGGAUUUAUUUCCCUUUUGCUCUUUUUCCCUCUAUUUCAAAUGUCAUGAAAAUAUACCGUUGGCUUCAUUACYUACCUGUACUGUAACAUCAUUUAGCAUCACUUGUAGUUAAGCAUUGCCACUUUGUGGCAACUAAAUUACAAUUWCACUGUACAUUGGUACUCUUUCCUCUUUAAAAAGACCAGGUAAAGAAAAGCAGUUUUGGAGAGGUGAAAUAAUCUGUGCAUGUUUCCUGUGAGCUAUGGAGCCUCCUGAGGCUCGGAGACAAAGCGUGGGUGCAGCAGCCGCAGCUCCUCGCAGCGCGGGAUCUUUCCCCGUGACUCCGGGCGUGRGCAAAGAGCUGGGUGUUCUUGGUGCUCCUGCAGAUGAAGCUGUUAAAUUAAGACUUUGGAGGGAUACACGGUUGCAAAGACCUAGCUGGGGAGAGAAGGUGGCUGGAGUUUGCCAGAAGGUCUCUGUGCUGGUGGACGGAGGAGAGCCGCUGUGCUGCGCGGGACAGGUGGUUCUCGUGGGCCGGUCUGGCCGAGGAGCAGAGCGGAGGCAGCUGAACGGCACCGGCCUCGCACGAGGGACUCGGCCGUGUGUAGGAUCCAGCCCUCGGUUUCCCCUCCCUAUUCACACGAGUAGUCCCACAACUGCAGUUGUUUGUGCAUUUAAAUGUGGUUGUGCAUUUUAGUGCCUAGCUGGUAGAAUCUCCGUGCCGGAGGUGGUUUGUUGUUAUUUUAUGUUUUUAAGGUGGCUUCUUCCCUAUUCCCCUACCCCUCCACUCCUCUGAGUUGACAGAAGGCAGAUUUUCUCAAGGCUUUUUAUCUUUGCUUUCACCAGGUUAUUUAAAGGUUCCCAUUGCCCAUUAUUUGUGCCAUGGUUUUCAUUAUGUUUAAGCAAAUCAUUCCUUUAUUUAACAUUUAAUACAUAUCAGACACUGAAACAUCACUGUAUCUUCACUGUUUUGCCAAUGUUAAUCUUAGCUUUCCUCAAUACUAAAAGCAAAUUGUUUUUACUUGAGGGCAUAGGAAACAUUUAAGGAUUAAACUUUGCAUAUGCUGUAAUAAAAAUAUAUAUUUUCAAACUAAAAAAAUAUAAUGUACAAAUAACUGAAUAGCUUAGUAGCUUCACAGAAAGAAGUUACUUUCUGUAUUCUGCAAAAGAAAGACAAGCUUUUUAAAGAGUCUUCCUGAUUCUUCACAUACCUCCAUUUCUACUGAAUUAGGAACCGCGUCCUGCAGCCCUGUGCUCCUGGGAACAGCCUCGCGAACAGCAGCAGGGCUAACACUGGCAGCACAGGCUGCACGACCAGUCCCUCGGUGUUGCACACAAAUAUACACGUGUAUUAUAUAUAUGAAAAAAUAUAUAUAUCGCCAUUCUUGCCAUGAUCAUCUUAUAAGGGGUUUUAUUCAAAGCCCUUCUCUUCCAGAAGCAAUAUUUUUCUGUCAUGCAUGAUUAAAGGAGCGUAUUAGCKCCAUGCCAGUUGUUCCCCCUACCCUCCCCUCCUCAAGGCAAAGGAAGCAUGUGCUUGUUUUAAGGAUUUUUGUUUGUCUGUUUUGUAAGUUGGUGGUCCAAGUAAUCAGGUAGGGUAGGGGUAGAUCUUGCAUGCAAACCAAUGACUUAGAAAUACAUUUUGCUUGUUAAAAUUAAAUUAUAAUCAAAUAAGGUAGUAGUUAUGGUAAUGUUAUGAUAACCCCAGAAGUUGCAUAAUUUGGAACAAUACAAAACCUACUGAUCAUCACUUGUCUGCAGAAGUUUGCUUUAAAAAAAAUGCAUAAAGUCUCAGAAAACUAUUGUGAAGACAUAUAAGAUGACCAYGGCAUAAAUGGUAGGACAGCUUUCCUUUAAAAGAUUUAUCACAGUACAGUUGAGAUUUAUGAAUUAUAAUACGCAUUUUACAGACCAUGGACAAAAUCUGUACAAGAUAAAGUUACCUUAAGAAAUGUUUGUUCUUUUUCUAGAUGUGACUGAAUUGAUAAAGUUCCCAAUCCUACUCUUAAUGAACUAAUUGGAAUUUGAGGCCAUAUGCAAAGACAUGGCUGGAUCCUAAAAACUCUUUACUCAUGUGACUGGUCUCACUGGGUAGUCAUGUGGACUAUUCACAAAUAUAAGAUUGGCAGGAUUGGGCUUAAUUUGUGGUGGUGAAAGUGUGGCAAUAGACUAGGAAGGUCCUUAUUUUACAACUUUAUACAAUUAGUAAUAGGCAACUUUUCUGUCAGUCACCAGUCUGUGAUGUAAAAUGCCCUGAAUAAAAAUGUAAUUGAAGAAAGGCACUUUUAUGUUAACUUAUAUUUUUGUUACAGUAAACAAAGUGUUUACUUUUGCCUUUUAUGAAAGUUACCUAGAAUGUAGAGCAUCUGUGAACAACCUAAGUAUGUGUAAGCACAAGACUUUCACGGUUCCAUUUAAUUAUAAUUAGCUUUUAUACUAUAAAAGCUACUAUGUUGUCCCUUAAUGGUCAUUUCCUCAUGGUGUAUCCAUACAGGAAAAACAGAAAUCCUAAAGCUUCUGAAAAUAUUAUUACCAAAACAAAUCUUUAUAACAACUGGCUUUUGCUCAAUGGCUAGAAAAAGAGUUCAGGGUCACACUGUAUAGACCCUGUCCUGCUUUCAAGAGAGUCAAGGGUCUUUGGCACAUGCCAGGAAAUGUGCAGUAUCUUGCAGGUGGCACUUUGGAUCCACCCAGGUGUUUCCAUAAACAAGGUACAUGAAAUAUGAUAGAA
Nothoprocta perdicaria is the source of this 4384-nucleotide messenger RNA. RefSeq names its product G protein-coupled receptor class C group 5 member B (gene GPRC5B). The transcript has 3 exons. Bases 102 to 1265 code for a protein of 387 amino acids. Gene Ontology annotation, molecular function: protein kinase binding; G protein-coupled receptor activity; protein kinase activator activity. Gene Ontology annotation, biological process: G protein-coupled receptor signaling pathway. NCBI's taxonomy places the organism in Eukaryota, Metazoa, Chordata, Aves, Tinamiformes, Tinamidae. The record is from RefSeq and is a predicted model, not a curated record. Gene Ontology annotation, cellular component: extracellular exosome; plasma membrane; intracellular membrane-bounded organelle.